CCAGUCAGUUUAUUUUUGUCCCAUUGUCAUAAAAUACCCCAGAUAGACAUACAAUGUAACAUGGAAGGGGAUGACGAAGUGAACGUUUCUUCUCGCGGAUCUCGCUAUACGUUCGGUGCAAAGACAACAAAAAAGGAGUAUGGAGUCGAGGUGGAAGAGACAUUCAUUUUCUCCGUCGACUUGUUCGGAAAUAAGGACGACGAUUGGGCGGAUCGUCUGAACUACGUCGUGACGAUGUUUUUCAUCUUAGCAUGUGUAGCCUACACGACUUUCGUGCAAUACAUCACGUCAACACCCCCAAUCGAUUGUUGGUGUCCAGCGGAGUUUACGGAUACUCAUGUGGAAUACGUUCAAUACCACUGCUGGAUUUCAAACACGUAUUAUGUUCCUUCUUCAGAGGCGUUAUCACAGGAUGACGUAAUACGAAGACGUUUUGUUAUAAAAUAUUACCAGUGGGGACCUAUUAUACUGUUCUUGAUGGCGCUUAUGUUUAAGCUACCAAAUAUACUUUGGCGAUUGACUAACGUAUACUCCGGUGUUAACGUUGGAAACAUAGGACGAAAGGCCGCGGACUCACAGGAAAUGACGUGGAAGAAACGCCAAGAAACUAUUGAAAACCUUGCGUCUUAUCUUCACCGCUGGCUUCAUUUGUAUCACAAUCAUGACAAGAAUUGGAGAAGAUUUUUUUCAAAAAUAAGGAACUUGAAUUGUGAUAAUAGAAGUGGGAACUAUCUCACGGCGCUUUACAUGAUCAUUAAAUGCAUUUACUGCAUAAACGUGAUAGGACAGUUUUUCUUACUUGACGUCAUUCUGGGACAAAAUUUCUACUUAACGCUGGGUAUAGAUUUCUUCCAGCGACCCCCUUCGGAAAUCAAUCAGUUGGGAUUGUUACAAUUUCCACGUGUCACAAUGUGUGACUUUAAAAUAAGACAAAUGUCAAAUGUACAGGACUGGACUGUGCAGUGUGUGCUUCCAUUAAAUAUGUUCUAUGAGGCCAUUUUCUUUUUCCUUUGGUACUGGUACGCUUUUGUUGCCGUAGUGACAUUUGCCAGUUUGCUUCUCUGGAUGUGGCGAGUAUUUUUCCCGAUAAAUAAAAGAGUGUUCAUUGAAAAAAUGCUCAAAAUCCAUCCCAAAAACAAAGGUAAAAAUCAUGAAAUAGACAAGAAAAAGCUUCACGAAUUUGUGUCAGAUUUUUUGCGCCAAGAUGGUGCGUUUGUGCUUCGUAUGGUGCAGCGAAAUACCAGUGAUGUUUUUGCGACUGAUCUUGUCCAAAAAUUAUGGGAACAUUUUGUAAACAGUAAAAGUUGACGCAUUUUUCAUAAAUGCAUUUAAAUAUAUAAUUACAAAGCUUUUAUACAAUAGAUCUAUGAAAUAUUUGUUUUAAUCUCUACAUACAUAUUUUAAUUUACUGGUACAUGUAUGUCUUUUUAAGUUUUGUUUGGUAAAAAUCUUUAUCAAUCUCAAUUGUAUAAAAUUUCAAUGAACUUUUCUUCCCUUCUGUAAUUUGUUUUGUAUCACCUUAUUUUUUAUCCCACUUUCUUAAAAGAUGGGGAUAUUAAUAUGACUUUGUCUGUCCCUAAUUCGAUCUUUACUUUCCGGAUGAGAACUCUGAAAGGUCUUUGGAUUUUGCAUUUACUUUUUUCUGAUAUUUUGUAAUGCAUGAAAAACUCUGUGUGACUUACAAAGGACCUUUUUAGUAAAAACAUCAGAGGCCAUCGACUUGGGCCGCAUGUUAAUUUCCUACAUGGUGUCUAACUCUUUAAUACUUUAAUUUAACAAUGCAUCUAAUUUUCAUUCAGAUUUUGGAAUGAACUCUGUACGUGGUCAUAAGUUCAAAGGCCAAUGUCAGCAGUUCAUAUUUUGCAUAAAAUGGUUUCCUGAUGAUUAUUUUAGCUUUCAGUGAAACUUGUAAAGUAUUGGUAUUUUUCAUUAUCUAUUUACAUGAUAUU
Molecule: messenger RNA, 1949 nt
Organism: Saccostrea cuccullata (small rock oyster)
Lineage: Eukaryota; Metazoa; Mollusca; Bivalvia; Ostreida; Ostreidae
Product: innexin unc-9-like
Exons: 1
Coding region: 61-1308 (415 amino acids)
Source: RefSeq, a predicted model, not a curated record